AUGUCUUCUUCUUACGUGGCCUGUCUAUAUGUAUGGCCUAUCUUCUCUUUCAUGCCUAUUUUCUUACUCUCAUACACUAUUGCUCCUCUCAGAUACAGACAAGACCUUUUCGCUGGAAGUGCGGAUGUCGUUGCUGACGGAAAAAUGAGUGAACCAGCAACAACCGCCAGUCCACCUAGAGCCGUCGUCAUCGGACUUUACGGUGUUCCUGGCUCUGGAAAGACCUACUUGCUCAAUCGCCUCAAGCGUGAACUCGGAGAGGAGGAUUUCGCCUUUUACGAAGGCUCCAGCGUCAUCGACAGCAUAGUGACUGGCGGGCUCGAUGCAUUCAAAAGGAUCCAAGAAGAAGAAAAGGAGGUCUGGCGUCAGCGUGCUAUUGAGAGCAUCAGAGACGAGUGCACCAGUACUGGGAAAGCUGCGGUGGUCACUGGCCACUUGAUGUUUUGGGAUGAGGAGGAAGAGACUGGAUCGUCGGUGGUGACCCAAAUUGAUCUCAGCGUCUACACCCACAUCAUAUAUCUGGACGUCUCUUCAGAAGUUAUUCAGCGACGUCGGCAAGCUGAUACAAGCAGGGACCGGCCUCCGGUGACAGCCUCCCACAUCCGGAGGUGGAAAGAAGCUGAAAAGGCACAGCUGCGCAGUCUAUGUCUCACUCACGGCAUCCUGUUCUCGCUUCUUUCCAGUAGACAGGACUUGACGAGCCUUAUUAAGGACUUCCAGGUUCACAACGACUGCCAUAACUUGCGCCUCGCUUUGGAAAACGUUGAUGACGCCAUUCGUGCCGACCACGACUACCUGGAGAAGGUUGUGGUGUUGGAUGCAGACAAGACACUGGGUGCAGAGGAUACUGGGCUGCUUUGGUGGGAGACAUACGUCCGAGUCAACGAGCUUCAUGGCCGGGUGUGUCCUUUGAAGGAUGUGUUCAGCAGCCCCCUCAAAUACUCAUACCUUGCCUUUCGACAGGUCACGUUGAUGUAUGAGGAGGCCAAUGAUGAGGAUUUCGACGUGAUUUGCAGCAUGACUGCAGAGACUGUGACAAUGCAUCCUGAGUUUGUCGCUCUGUUGCAUCAGGUAUCCCAGUUCGAGCAUAUCCGUGCUGUGGUGGUGACCUCCGGACUACGUCUGGUGUGGGAGAAGAUCCUGGAACGUACAGGCCUGUCCGGAACAGUCAAAGUGGUUGGUGGUAGCCGCAUUCAGGAUGGCUUCGUGGUGACGCCAGAGGUGAAGGGUGCCAUGAUUGAACAUCUGCAAAACACUCACAAGGUGGAGGUUUGGGCUUUUGGAGAUAGCCCUCUGGACCUCAACAUGCUGAAGAACGCCGACCAAUCUAUCGUGGUCGUUGGCGAUGAAGCAACCAGAAGCAAGAGCAUGGAUAGCGCUUUGGCCGACGCUAUCAAGGACGGCCUUCGAGCGCGGCAGGUUUUGCUUCCCAUCUCUGCUACUCCUCGCUUGGACGCUGCCACACUUCCAGUCAUGAAACUCACCGAUCAGGACUUUGUCGACUCUCUUCUAUCUAGACGCGGAAAUCUUCAUGUCGUCCACGCUACUGAUAAGAGCGCCGCCAAAUUGCUCAUGACUCCCAUGCGGGACGCAGCACUUGCCGGCCCACGCCUUCGGGAAGCACAUCGCCAGUGUGGACGAUACCUCGCACUGGAGUACGUGAGUGACCUGAUUGGCGUGGAGCCAUGCGACAUCUUGCACGUCCAGGGCCAUAACACAACUGGUUUUCGACUUGCUCGUGAGGAACGCACCCUCAUCGUGGCGUUGAUGCGAGGUGGUGAGCCUAUGGCAUUUGGUAUCAACGACGCAUUUCCACGCGCCAUGUUCCUCCAUGCCUCGACCCCAGAUAACGUUCAGUCCCACCAUCUCCUUGGGCUUUCUGCGGUGGUGCUUGUGGACUCCGUGGUCAACAAUGGAAAGACGGUGGUGAGUUUUGUGCGGCACAUCCGCAGUCUCGACGCCAAUGUUCGCAUCAUCGUGGCGGCUGGAGUUGUGCAAGCGCAGGCUGUAUCAUCGUACAGUGCUAUACAGGCUCUCGCUCGCUACGGAGAGCUCAAUGUUGUGGCGCUUCGCCUUUCGGAUAACAAGUACACUGGGAGCGGUGGCACUGAUACUGGGAACCGCCUGUUCAACACGGUUCAUCUUCCCUAG
Messenger RNA from Aspergillus terreus NIH2624, 2151 nucleotides. RefSeq lists its product as uncharacterized. The coding region runs from base 1 to 2151 and encodes 716 amino acids. Gene Ontology annotation, biological process: L-serine biosynthetic process; dephosphorylation. Gene Ontology annotation, cellular component: cytoplasm. The transcript is spliced from 2 exons. NCBI's taxonomy places the organism in Eukaryota, Fungi, Ascomycota, Eurotiomycetes, Eurotiales, Aspergillaceae. The record is from RefSeq and is a predicted model, not a curated record. Gene Ontology annotation, molecular function: magnesium ion binding.